GCUUUCCGCCGUUUCAGUAGAUGGCGAUCGCCGUCGGCGUGUGUGUGUCGUACGCAGUGCCCCGCCGCCCGGAAUGGCAACGAGCCGCCCGGAGUAGCCGAGAGUGUUUUCGUCGAGUGUUAAAUGAAAAUGGGCUCCUGAGCGCCGCACCGUCCUCUCGUCGUGUGCCGUGCGCGAGCCCCUUGUCGGCGUGCCCUGAAUGAUGUCGACCCGAUCGCAACUCACAAAGGAUUUGAACGAGAGUAUCAAAUCGUUGCUGGGCAAGCAGGUGAAAAUCCUCUUCAAGAAUGUCGUGCGAUUGGAAACCAAGGGAGAUAAGACUGAAAACCGGGUUCUGGUGUUCUCACCAUGCCGAAUAUUAUUACUCACAGCCAAAGUUCCAACGAGAAUUGACUGUCACUUCCAUUACUUGGAAAUCAAAGCGUUGGAAAGCAAACGCGGUAACCAGCUAUGCAUAACAUUCAACGAGAAACCGUAUUCGUUUCUUACCGGCGAGGAUUCCACAUCCAGCACGGAGGUGGACAGUAUGAUUUCGGCGCUGGCGACGGCGAUCCGAAACAUCUUCCCCACCGUCUCGCUACACUACAUUAUACGUACAAUUGACGUAAUACCCGCCUCGAGAUUACAAGUUCUUCGUGAUAUCGAGGCAGUUGGCAGUAAUAUUCGUGAAGUAGGACCUUGUGGAGGUUUCUCAACGCAGUAUGCUUGCAUGUGCGACUUUCACAACAUGCCCUACCGCGAGGAAGUCGCCUGGGACGUGGACAACAUCUACGUAUCGCUCAACACGCGCGAGUUGGCUCUCAAAGAUUUCGACCAGUUUGAACAAAAAGAUUUAAUUCCGAUUAUAAGUGCCCUGGAAUACAACACGUGGUUUACACGUCUGCGUGUCAACCACGUGAAAUUGUCGCAUGAUGUGAUGGAGAAGGUGCUACACGUGCUGCGCAAGUCGCUGAGUCUGGAAGAGCUCUACCUGGAUAAUCUAACGCUCAAGUCGGACUUUGUUAAUAAGUUGGCGGGUGUCCUCAAGAAGAAUCACAUGAUUCCGCUGCAUACCAUUGACCUGUCUAGUAAUGUGAUUGAGGAUAAAGGUGCUGUGCACUUGGGCGGGUGUAUUGCUGAGCUGAGCAAAGGAUUGGUGCAUUUGAAUGUAUCGCAUUGCGGGCUUAGUGCCAAGGGUGUUAAUCAACUCGCGCUGCAGAUGACGAACAAGACAAGCCUUUACAAUACGUUGACUUAUCUUAACAUUAGUGGGAAUAAUUUAAAAGACGAUAUUAGUAAUUUACAUACGUUUUUGAGCCAUCCGAAUGCCAUUACACACUUGGAUAUAUCAGCAACUGAUAUUAUUUUAGAAAAUCUAUUCAAUGCUCUUGUCAAGGGUUGCACUACAAACUUGGUGCAUUUGAACGUUUCCCGCAACCCGUAGCAGCAAAAGAGCAAAGAAGCGCCGAUUGCUUUCAAACAAUUCUUCAGCACAUCUUUCAAUCUUAAAUAUUUAAAUAUGGGUCAUUGCAAGUUACCACAGGAGGCGUUAAAGAAUUUAUUGCUGGGAUUAGCGUGCAACGAGUUCACCAAGGGAAUUGUGCUUGACCUGAGCUAUAAUUCACUUGGUAGUCAAGGAGCUCACGUCAUUGAAUCCUGCAUACAUGGUGUUCGAUGUAUUAGUAGUUUAGAUAUUACCGAAAAUGGAAUGGAUGUAGACAUGGCACAGGUAGUGAUUGCCAUAAGCAAAAACAAAUCGCUCAAGCAUCUCUACAUGGGCCGCAACAUGAUGAACAUGAAGGCGAAACACGUGUCUACCGUGAUGGACGCCGUCGUGCAAAUUAUUCAAGACGAAGAGUGCAUGCUGCAGUCGUUGUAUUUGCCUGAUUGCCGACUCAAGUCCGACUUGCAUAAUUUCUUCUCAGCGCUCGGUAACAACAAGUGCCUUGAGGUGAUAGACAUCUGCGGCAACAUGAUUGGCGAUUCAGGCGCGCGCCUGCUCGCCAAGGCGCUGCAGAUCAAUACGAAGCUGAAAAGCAUUUCGUACGAUCGUAACAAUAUUACUCUUCAGGGCUAUGCUGAUAUUUCAUACGCGCUGGAGAGUAAUCGUACUGUUACACAUAUGCCCUUCCCUAUUUAUGACAUUACACCGUGCAUGAAAGCGAAUGCCGAGAAGGCGGAUUUUGUGAUGCGCAAAAUUCAAGAUUUGCUCAAUCGCAACGUCUCGCCGCGUAAGAGUAACAUGAAGAAACACCAUGCGUUGCAGCCUGGUUUUAUGUUAAGUUCUAAACAACAUGCCGUCGAUCGCCUAGUCAACCAAACCAUGGAUGUGGUGAAGAACGCAGGCGCUGAUUCUCCAGCAUCAAAUAGUGAUAUUAAUCACGCCAAUGAUGUGAUGAAAGACGCGGAAAACUCUAAGAAAUUGUUUAAUAUACUUCAGGAGGUUGCGCAGCAAAAGGACGAAGUGCAUCCGGUAAAAGUAAAGCUACAGCAGGUGUCUGUUGAUGUGCAUACAAGCAUACACGAGUACCUGCAGACCAUCACCGAGAAAAUGCUUAAAAGUGCUAGGGAACUUUGUCCGUACGUCCUCAACGACAAUCAUGCGAUUCAGGAUAUUAAACGUGACUGUAAGAACAAGAAACAGAUUCCGCUUGAUUUCGUUACGAAUUGUAUUAAACAUCAGGCUGGAACUGACAUUAUGAACAAAUUAGGGGAGUUAAAUUUGAUUAUUGCAUCGUAUGUAUCCGAACAAAUCACAGAUGAAGUGUUCGAGUCGUUGCUGCGCGGGUAUAAGAUCCUGCUUGGUGAUAACAGCGGCAUUCGCAUUGACUCGCCGCCGCGUAGGUCGCGUCUGAGCAGCUCGGGCAGUUCGCGGCACGGCGCGAGCGACAUUUCCAUCACAGACAGCAGCCACCAGUCGGACCACUCGCCGCUGAAGUUGGAGUAUUUAAAUCUGGCGACACCACAUUUGUCUAUAAAACGUAAAAGUCUACACGGUCGCAAGUUGCGGCCGAAGUCAGUUGUGGACAGCGUUGAAGGUUUGUCCGCUGAUGACAUUCCCAGUUUAUUGCCGAGUAUGCCGCGGAAUAAUGCCGAGGAAGAUGAUUCGGUGACUGAGUUACCGAAUGCCACCUAUCAACUUCAGCAUCUUGUCAAAGGGCGACCAAGGAGAGCAAAAACGCGCGCGCCUACACGACCACUUCUUCGACCUACGGACGCUGUUGUCGAUGCGGUUGAUCCCACUGCGGAUCUUAAAGAAGGUUUGGACAGUUUCUUCCGUCCUGGGUCAGUUACACCCACUUCUGAGGAAAUCACGCAAGUGGAUGGUAGUCCUAAUCAUGAUUUUAACUCGCCCAACUUGAGUGAUGGUCGGAAAACACCGCGGACGUGCAUGAAUUCACCUCAAUUGAAAGGUCUUCUAACUCCGACACCCCGGUCGCGAUCGUCGGACAACUUGGAGAAACAAUCACCGACUGUAGCACGUAAAGCUACUUCAGAGACAGCGUCGCCGCUCACACGCCGCCCCACUGGUGAUAGUUUAUUAUCGACUGGCAGCAGCGAAGGUGAAUUGGGUGAUGAGAAAGCCACCACACCGGAAAGUCUUAAAGAGGAAGGCAAAACAAAGACGGCUUCCCUACCGCCACCAGCGACAGCACCCAAACCGCGUCCAUGGUCAAUGAUUAACAAUUCUGACAAACAAGGCAGCGGAGAUAACUUGUUAAGCGAUGGUUCUUCUCCCAUUCACUCUACUGGGAAUACUCCAGAUUCAGGCGAUACUCUGGACAGCGACACAUCGUCCAUUGAUCGUAAAUUGACAAAAGACAAGAAGCCAGGUAUAUUACGCGGUUAUUUUCCGAUCCGGGACGAGUUUAAGUUCCUUGCCCGCAGUAAGGUGAUAGCGGUUGAUCGACCGCGCAGUCUUGCCGAGCGUAGACGCGACACAAACUACAACUGUAAGGACGAAGAGGACGCUCACAUAAGUAGGUAGAAGACGAUACGUACGAAUUGACUACAUAUAUUUGGGUACAAUUUAUUGAAAACAAAACUGCCAGUGAAAGAAGUUCACUUUCCUCAAAAAUUGAAACAAAAAAUUCCACACUCACGCAUGUUUUUAACGCAACACUUUAUGCGAGUUCUACUACGUUUAGUAAUUGCCAAAAAGUCAUGUUUAAAAAUCACGUAAUAACUAUUGCUAGAGUUGCAACUAUAGAAGAAAAGAGUCACACGCGAAACGUGUUCGCAAACCAACACUACAUCUCUUCCAUCUAAUCUAUACAAACUCAAUAAUCAAUCUACUCACCUGUUAGGCAUGUAAUACUAUUUGGCACUAGCGACCGAUAUUUACUUACGGACGGUCAUAGCGGAGCGGAUUUUGGCAAAUGAUGAAAAAGAUUCAUUCCGAUGAAUCGAGUGCAAUUAGAGAGAAGAAUAUAUAUAUACGUAUAUACGAUUUGUAACUGGUAUGAAAUUAAUAUGUAAUUGAGAGAUGUGUAAUAAGUUCGCGAGUCGAAACUAUCCAAGAAAAAAAUCUUUCACUUGAUCGCCGAAUUCUGUCGGCGAGCAACAACUGUACAUAAACAUUAAUCCAAAUGAACCAGAAGUAAUGCGCACAUCGAAACAUGAGCGAAGAAAUUGAAAACGCUAGCGCAAGUGUUACAUUCGUGCAUAUUUCCUUCGAUAACGUAUUUUUUUACCGUAAAUGUGUUUAUGUGAUAUUAUAAUAUAAUUUUAACGCGUUAAGAAAUUCAUUUACGAUAUGUGCUAAAAUUGAAUUGAUGCGGAAUUGUGUAGCUGUAGGCGGCCAUUUUGGAUGUUUUCCACGAUUCAUUCUCUUCCAUAGAUUAAUCUUGUUUAUAAUUCCAAUCAAUCAAUAAUUUAAUUGUCAAUAUACACAUUGAAACAAAA
Messenger RNA from Dalotia coriaria, 4884 nucleotides. It is a transcript of the gene LRR, whose product is annotated as Leucine-rich repeat. The record is from RefSeq and is a predicted model, not a curated record. Gene Ontology annotation, molecular function: protein binding. Gene Ontology annotation, cellular component: lamellipodium; plasma membrane. NCBI's taxonomy places the organism in Eukaryota, Metazoa, Arthropoda, Insecta, Coleoptera, Staphylinidae. Gene Ontology annotation, biological process: regulation of Arp2/3 complex-mediated actin nucleation; cell migration.